AUGUCAAAGUAUAAAGCAAAAGCUGUUGUUCGCACAUUAACUGCAACUUCGAAUGAUCCAUGGGGUGCAAAUAGUACAUUAAUGGCUGAAAUUGCUCAAGCAACAUUUAAACAUCAUGAAUUCAUGGAAAUUGCGGAAAUGAUUGACAAAAGAUUAAAUGAUCAUGGUAAAAAUUGGAGGCAUGUUUACAAAGCACUUGUUCUAUUAGAUUACUGUCUUCAUCUAGGGUCCCAAGAUGUUGUUUCAUAUGCAAAAGAAAAUUUAUAUGUGGUAAAAACUUUAAGAGAAUUCCAAUACAUUGAUGAUGAUCUGAAAGAUCAGGGCCAGAAUGUUCGACAAAGGGCCAAGGAGAUCACUGAACUUCUUCAGGAUGAUGAACGUUUACAGCAUGAAAGAAACCAACAUACUGAAUUGAGACAAAGAUGGACAGGCAAUGAUGAUCCCUUGACAGAUAGAAGUUAUAACAAUAGUGCAUCUACAUAUGAACAUCCUAGUUAUUUUGAUGAAGAGGCUGAUUUAAGAAAGGCAAUUGAAGAAGCCAAAAGGUCUGCACAAGAUUGA
Molecule: messenger RNA, 561 nt
Organism: Entrophospora sp. SA101
Lineage: Eukaryota; Fungi; Glomeromycota; Glomeromycetes; Entrophosporales; Entrophosporaceae
Source: the annotation of a GenBank genome assembly